Molecule: messenger RNA, 1428 nt
Organism: Dovyalis caffra
Lineage: Eukaryota; Viridiplantae; Streptophyta; Magnoliopsida; Malpighiales; Salicaceae
Source: the annotation of a GenBank genome assembly
AUGGAUUUUGAUUCGUGUGAGGUUGUGGAGAAAGAUCCAACAGGAAGGUAUAGUCGGUAUGAUGAAAUCUUGGGGAAGGGAGGAUUGAAGACUAUAUAUAAGGGUUUUGAUGAAGUUAAUGGAGUCGAAGUUGCGUGGAAUCGAGUGAAAAUCGAAGAUGUAGUUCAGUCACCUCAACAGAUUGAAAGAAUGUACUCGGAGGUUCACUUGCACAAGUCGCUGAAACAUGGAAACAUUAUUAAGUUCUACAACUAUUGGGUGGAUGAAAAGAAGAUGACCAUGAACAUGGUAACCGAGACGUCGGCUUCAGGAACUUUGAGGCAGUACUUUAAGAAGCAUAGAUCUGUUAACGUGAAAGUAAUCAAAAAGUGGGCAAGGCAGAUCCUUCAAGGUUUACACUACUUGCAUUCUCAGGAACCUCCUGUUGUCCAUCGAAAUUUGAAGUGCGACAAUGUAUUUAUUAAUGGAAACAAUGGAGGAGUGAAGAUCGGAGACUUCGGACUAGCGAUCGUUUUGCAACAGCCUUCUGCGGCUGGAGAAGUUUUAGGUUCUCCUGAAUUCAUGGCUCCUGAGCUUUACGAGGAGGAGUACAACGAACUUGUUGACAUUUAUUCGUUUGGUAUGUGCAUGUUAGAGAUGGUUACUUGCGAUUACCCGUAUAGUGAAUGCAAAAAUCCAGGAGAGAUAUACGAGAAGGUUAUUUCGGGUGUAAGGCCUGUUGCCCUCGACAACGUAGAUGAUCCCCAAGUCAAGGAGUUCAUCGAGAAGUGUCUAGUUCCGGCCUCUUUGAGAUUGCCUGCAUCAGAGCUUUUGAAAGAUCCUUUCUUAUCAGCUGAAAGUCCUAAGGAACUUGUAUCCAGUUCUCUGCAGUCACCAAACCUUAUACCUAAACAAGUCAGCUUGCCUCAAUCAGAAUCCCAUUCCAUGGACAGCGACAAGAAGAAGAUUUCAGUAGGCCGUUGUACAAGAAGUAUGGAUGGAGCUCCAAUUUUUUCAACUCAAGAAUUUCAAAGGUUCACGGAGAACAAAGAAUUCACAUUAAGAGGGAAGAAAAAGGGUGAUAACACAAUUUCAUUGACUCUGCGCAUUGCUGAAUAUCCAUGUGGUCAAGCAAGGAAUAUCGAUUUCGAUUUUUAUCUCGAUUCAGAUACUGCAGUUUCGGUAUCUGAGGAGAUGGUUGAACAACUUGAUUUGUCAAUUAAAGAUGCAGCUUUAAUUGUUGAGUUGAUUGACAGCAUGAUACUGAAGUUCAUUCCUAGCUGGAAUUCUGAGGUCUCAUCUAUCAGAAAAGCUAAUGAGCCAAAGCUGGAGCUUGACGCAAUUGAUUCUCAUUACCUUCAAUGUUUUCAAGAAGUCCUGAGGAGGAGGGAAGAAGCAAUAGAAGACGCCACAAAGAGGUGGCUAGCAAAGAAGAUAUCUGCCAUGUGA